Molecule: messenger RNA, 2904 nt
Organism: Sporisorium graminicola
Lineage: Eukaryota; Fungi; Basidiomycota; Ustilaginomycetes; Ustilaginales; Ustilaginaceae
Exons: 1
Coding region: 1-2904 (967 amino acids)
Cellular component (GO): microtubule; cytoplasm; membrane
Molecular function (GO): GTP binding; microtubule binding; GTPase activity
Source: RefSeq, a predicted model, not a curated record
AUGUCUUCAUACUUAAACAUCAGCAGGAUCGCACAGCGCACUGCUAGCCGAUCACUGCCUCGCACUUCCCAGAAUGCCCGUCUUCGCCAGCCUCUUUCGCGUUUCGCCGGCCACCGACCCUCCACCCUAGACUCGGCCAUGACCAGCCACCUCGCUUUAUCGGCGCGCGGCAGCCGUCUUAUGCAUGUUCGCGCCAUCUCCUUCAACUCUGUACCAAAAGCUGCCCUCCGAGCUGCCCGUCUUCCCGCAUACGGUAUUGCAGCGGGUGGAGGCGCGCUCGCUUAUGCCAACUACAAGGUGGACGAGUUCAAGGAUUUGCUCGGUCGCUCGUAUGGACGCCUCUCUGAUCGAGCCAAAGAGGCAUACAGCGGUUUGUCCGAGUUUGGUGCUGAUGCACUCGAUAGUGCAAGAGACGGCUGGGAGGCGUUUUCGGAGCAGAUUGACGGCAUCGAGCUACCAAAGCUGCAGACGCCCGAGUUUCUGCGCAAUCUCUUUGCGGGCAAAGACGCGAGCGAUUCGGAUUCAGCCGACCAUGAUCACUCUAGAUCGAGUGGGACUGGCGGUCCCGAUCCGAAUGGUGCUCCCCAGCUAGCAGGGGUAGCUGCCGUCGCCGCUUCUUCUAUCUUUGGUGAAGACGAUAACAACUCGGCUAACGGUCCGCCCAGCGGCAGCACCGAAGAACUCAUGCUGCUCACCCGGAAGCUUAUCGAAGUGCGCAAUGUCCUCAAGGAGAUCGACCACGAGUCGGACCAGCUCACCCUCCCUUCGAUCGUGGUCAUUGGCUCCCAGAGCAGCGGCAAGAGCUCUGUUCUCGAAGCCAUUGUCGGUCACGAGUUUUUACCCAAAGGCAACAACAUGGUCACUCGCCGCCCCAUCGAGCUCACUCUCAUCCACACACCUGCUCGCCCCGGUCGUGCAACCAAGGACACCGUGGUCGAAUACGCCGAGUUUCCCGGCUUAGGUCUCGGCCGCAUCACCGACUUUUCUCACGUUCAAAAGACGCUCUACGAUCUGAACAUGGCCGUGCCCGCUUCCGAAUGUGUCAGCGACGAACCCAUCGAGUUGCGCAUCCACAGCCCGCACGUCCCCGAUCUGACGCUCAUCGACCUUCCUGGAUACGUGCAGAUCGCAAGCAUGGACCAGCCCGACGAGCUGCGCGAAAAGAUCCAGAAGCUCUGCCACAAAUACAUCCAAGAACCCAACAUCAUCCUUGCCGUCUGCGCCGCCGAUGUCGAUCUCGCCAACUCGCCUGCUUUGCGGGCUAGCAGGCAGGUCGAUCCGCUGGGACUGCGUACCAUCGGUGUUGUGACAAAGAUGGAUCUCGUCCCGCCCGAGAUGGGUGCAGGCAUCCUCUCGAACAACAAGUACCCCUUGGCGCUCGGCUAUGUGGGUGUGGUGUGCAAGAACAACUUGGGCGUCUUCCAGAGCAGCAAAGGCCACGAUCGCGCUUCGGGAGAAGGCCGCAUGUCGAGUCUGGUGAUGAAGCAAGAGUCGGACUAUUUCAACGCGAAUCGCGAGCACUUCCGUGCGCCUGCUCGUGGCAGGAAUGCGGGUGUGCAGCCCAUGACGGGCACCGACACUCUGCGAAGGCGACUCAUGUCGGUGCUCGAAGAGAGCAUGGGGUCGUCGCUGCACGGAAUCGCCAACGCAGUGCAGGUUGAGCUCGAGGAGGCCUCGUACCAGUUCAAGGUGCAGUACAACGACCGCAGCAUCACCGCCGAAUCGUACGUUGCCGAGACCAUGGACGCACUCAAACUACGCUUCAAAGAAUUCGCCGCAAACUUUGGCAAGCCCGAAGUGCGGGCGCUGCUCAAGCAAGCUCUGGACGAGAAGGUGAUGGACAUCCUCGCGCAGAUGUACUGGAGUGAUGCACGAACACCCGAGCUCUCUCAGCUGGCGGAUGCGCGCAAAGUGUCGCCUGAAGAUUUGGAUAAGUACUGGCAGUACAAGUUGGACGCGUCCUCAUCUGCCUUGACCAAGUCGGGGAUCGGAAGGCUGUCGACGCAGUUGGUGGUGGAUUCGAUCCGCACACAGAUUGAGCACUUGGCGCAGUCGGAGCCGUUCAACCACCAUCCUGACGCGGCGGAGCGCAUCGUUGCUUUCAGCACAGCAAUCUUGCGCGACCGCUUCGGCCUGACGGCGGACCAGGUGGAGAACUGCGUCAAGCCGUUCAAGUACGAGGUCGAGGUGGAGCCUACCGAGUGGGAAGCAGGAAGGCAGAGGUCUGUACAGCUGGUAGAGCGAGAGCUGGGCAUGUGUGAUGCCGCGUUUAACAACAUCAAGAAGAUGCUGGGCGGACGCAGGCUCAAAGGCGCCAUGGAGUACGUUGCGCAUUUGGAGGAGCGCGAGCGCAAACGCGUGCAGGCUCGACUUCGUGCUCGCGAAGCUGCUCUCGCCGAGUCGUCUUCGACGACGACCGACGUCGAAGAGGAUGACAGCAAUGACCCAACACGGCCGGACUACAACUCUGCGCUGCUCAUCAAGGCUCGCGAAGCACAGUUCCUCACAGAGAGAUCCAAGAUGCUUCGCACGCGUCUGACGACUCUCCAAUCCAAACGCUGUCGCGCCGGUCCUGCGUCAAAACCCUUCUGCCCGGAGACGUUCCUCAACAUCGUCGCGGACAAGCUGACCUACACCGCGGUCAUGUUCAUCAAUAUCGAGCUGCUCUCCGAGUUCUUCUACCAGUUCCCGCGCGAGAUCGAUGCCAAACUCGUCUACGAUCUGGACAAGGCCGAGCUCAACCGGUUUGCCCGCGAGAAUCCGGUCGUCAAGAGGCACCUCGAUCUGCAGCAGCGCAAGGAGAAGCUCGAGAUGGUCAUGGACAAGCUGGGCGAUUUGGUCAAGAUUUAUCAGGAGAAGAGCGGCAAGGGACGCGAGAGUGCGAGUAGGUGGAGCUUUUUCUAG